AUGUUGUGCAGCAAAGACGAUUCUCCACAGUUAGCAGAACGCGAGCCUGCCGGAGUGAAUAAUCUCCCGCCCUUCUCCCACAAAAAAAAACGAAAAUCAUCGCAAUUAACCUGUGCCGCCGUUGCUGUGCGUGUGAUUUCUCCAAAAUGUCACCUAGACGACGACGACGACGACGACGACGAUGAUGAUGAUGAUGAUGAUGAUGCUACAACACCGAGUCCGACCAGCAUCGUAUCCAGGCAGCAAGUACUGAUUAAAAACCGAUUAACCUAA
Messenger RNA from Mesocestoides corti, 273 nucleotides. The record is from the annotation of a GenBank genome assembly. NCBI's taxonomy places the organism in Eukaryota, Metazoa, Platyhelminthes, Cestoda, Cyclophyllidea, Mesocestoididae.